Messenger RNA from Danio aesculapii, 3493 nucleotides. Its product is annotated as GTPase IMAP family member 8-like. The transcript has 5 exons. NCBI's taxonomy places the organism in Eukaryota, Metazoa, Chordata, Actinopteri, Cypriniformes, Danionidae. The record is from RefSeq and is a predicted model, not a curated record. Gene Ontology annotation, molecular function: GTP binding. Bases 102 to 1619 code for a protein of 505 amino acids.
CUCCUCCAUGUUUUUUAUGAGCUGUGUUGUUUAACUGGAAAGCGGAGUUCGUCACAGACGCUUUCAGUUUCGUUUUUUUUUAAGUCAAGGUGUUUUAGGAAAUGGCGCAGAGUAAAGAUACUAUAAUUGCAGGAGAAAGACACAGUCCAGACUGGACACGCCCCAACAUGGGCACAAGUUCUGAUGAUGAUCUCCCUGAGAGUCCUGGAAUAAAAGCGAAGGAAAAACCCCCAAAGACAAACCUGCAUUUAAAUGUAGUUUUGCUGGGAAGGAAAGGAGCUGGGAAGAGUUCAUCAGGAAACACAAUAUUGGGGAGACAAGCUUUCAUCAAAGCUCAUUCCAAAGAAUCUACUUCUGCCUUUCAUGUUGAUGUGGAACCUGGUAUUGUUUAUGGAUUACCCAUCACUGUUUACGACACACCAGGAUUUACUGGCAGAGAGAAUCAGGAAGAGAUUCUGAAAUAUGACGAGGUUCUCCGGAAAUGUGAAUCAGGCUUGUGUGCGUUUCUCCUUGUUCUCCCAUCAGACAAAUUCACUAAAGAAGAUCAGGAAACUGUGAGGAAGAUUGAGGAGCUUCUGACAGAAAGACGCCCCGACAACACCUGGAUUGUAUUUACCAGAGGAGAUGAACUGGAGAAAAAAAACAAGACCUUAAAUGAAUUCAUUAAUGACACUAGAAGCUUGAAGAACCUUGUCGAGAAAUUUGGCAGAUUCCAUGUGUUUAACAACAACACAAAUAAAUCAAGUGACCAAGUGAAGUCUUUGAUAUCCAAAGUUGUCCAGAACAUCUUAAAGAAUAUGGCAAAACAAAAACAGCAGAAAAUGGCUGUGAACGUCCAGGAUGUUCCUGUCUCUGAUCUCCCACCCAUGAGGAUUGUUCUUCUGGGUAAAACUGGCACUGAGAAAAGUACAGCUGGAAACACAAUAGUGGGAGAGACUGUAGUUACACAAGAAUGUUCAGUUAAACACACCACGGUUUCAGGCAAAUCUGUGUCUGUAAUUGAAACUCCUGGUUUGUUUGACAAGCAGAUCGACCCUGUAGAGGUCAUGGUUGAGAUGGGAAGAAGCGUUUAUUUAUCAAGUCCUGGACCUCAUGCUUUUCUCAUUGUGUUUCCGGUCGAUAUUACAAUCAUCAAAGAGGAUCAGCAGAUUCUUCAGAUCACGGAGGUCAUGUUUGGUGAGAAAGCUUUAAAGUACUCCAUCAUUCUCCUCACUCAUGGAGAGCAGAUGACAAAGUCAGUUGAAGAUCUGUGUGAGGAGAACAAGGCUUUAAGACAUCUAAUCGAUCAGUGUGGAGGCAGAUUUCAUGUCUUUGAUGAUAAAAAUCAAGGCAACAUUGGACAGGUCAAUUAUUUGGUGCAGAAGAUUGACACAAUGGUACAGAAGAAUGGGGGAGGACAUUACAGUAAUGAGAUGUUUGAUGUCCAUGUUGCUGCAGUUGCUGAAGUUCAAGUUGGAGUUGGAGUUGGAGCUGUUUUCAGUACUGCUGCUGCUCGAGUUGGAGCUGCUUUUAGUGCUGUUGCUCGAGCUGGAGCUGCUGUUGCUCAAGCUGCUUUAGAUGUUUUAAAUGCUGCUAAUGAAGGAGCGGAAGCUGGAGCUGGGGUUGCUGAGCAUGCUUAAUAAACAACUAAUUAAAAAUACAGAUUUAGUUUCACACACACUAAAUUCACAAAUGUAUUAUACACAAUAUAUUUUCAUUUGAAGCAUGUAAAAAGCAGUUAGUUACUUACAAGUUGACUUUACUUAAAAAAGUGGGUUAACCUAUUGUAACUCUGAACUGUUAAGUUGACUUAACUUUAUUUUUAUAAUUAUACAUUGUUCAUUAAUGCAACACAUUUACUCAUUAAUGUUAAGUAAAGUCAACUAAUAACUUUAAAAGAAAGGGUUUACUAAUUUAUUUACAGCAAAGUCAAAUGAUCUCUUUGUCAGACAUGGCAAAAGUACAGACAUCCUUUACUCAAGCAGAAGUACAGAUACUCAUGUUAAAACAACAUUGGUAAAAAUUGAAGUACUGACUGACUACACUUUUGUACUUAAGUAAAAGUAAAGUAGUACAGCCUGAAAUAAAUGAAAAGUGUUUAUUACUAAUACCUGUUUUAGUUUCACAGUUGUAACACCAGACAUUUAUACAUCUAUACAAAAUAACCAACGCUAUUCGCAUCGGCAAUUCGUAACUUUUGAUUUAGUGGCUAAUUUGUUUGAAUUCGUUUGCUCUCAUUGGUACAUUUUAGCACGAUUUGCUCAUCCCCCAAUGAUGGUUGGGUUUAGAAGUGGGGUUUUCCUUUUAAAAAAAACUUGUACAAAUUUCUGAAUUAGCCACUAAACUGACAAAAUGUAAAAUAGUCACGUUUCGUCGUGAGAUCAGGCUGGUAAAAUUUUUGCUGCCAAUUUUCAGCAAGCAAACGAGCCAAGCAACAUUAUUGCCCUGUGUGUCAUCAGCUGGACACAAAUCUUUAUGACUGUUAAGAACAACAGCUGCCAUACUGGUUCACUUGUUUACUCUAAAACAAAAUUCUGUAGGCCCAUAUUUUCAUUCAUUCAUUCAUUUUCUGCUUAGUCCCUUUAUUAAUCAGGGGUUGCAAACUGCGGAAUGAACCGCCAAUUUAUCCAGCAUAUGUUUUACACAGCGGAUGCUCUUCCAGCUGCAACCCAUCUCUGGGAAACAUCCAUACACACUCACUCACGCUCAUACACUACAGACAAUUUAGCCUAUCCAAUUCACCUGUACCACAUGUCUUUGGACUGUGGGGGAAACCGGAGCACCCGGAGGAAACCCACGCGAACGCAGGGAGAACAUGCAAACUCCACAGAAACGCAAACUGACUCAGCCGAGGCUCGAACCAGCGACCUUCUUGCUGUGAGGCGACAGCACUACCUACUGCGCCACUGCGUCGCCCCGGCCCAUAUUUUAUAACUAAUAAAUGUUACAAAUUUAACAUUUAAUUUAGUUUUCAGUUGAUAAAAUAAAAAACCUAAAUUAUUUCACUACAAACAAUUGUUUGCAUCAUGCUAAAGCUGCUUCAUUUUUUACAAACAGCAAUAUUCUUGCAGCUCAUGAUUUGACUGAUUGUUUUUUCAGUCAUUCAUUCAUUUUCUUUUCGGCUUAGUCCCUUUAUUAAUCUGGGGUCGCCACAGCGGAAUUAACCGCCAACUUAUCCAGCACAUGUUUUACACAGCGGAUGCCCUUCCAGCCACAACCCAUCGCUGGGAAACCCAUACACGCUCAUUCACACACAUACAUACACUAUGGACAAUUUAGCCUACCCAAUUCACCUGUACCGCAUAUCUUUGGACUGUGGGGGAAACCGGAGCACCCAGAGGAAACCCACGUGAACGCAGGGAGAACAUGCAAACUCCACACAGAAACACCAACUGACCCAGCCGAGGCUCGAUCCAACGACCUUCUUGCUGUGAGGCGACAACACUACCUACCACACCACUGCGUCGCCUGAUUUUUUGUUUUGUUUAAUGAAUAAAGUUAUUAAUGCCGUUUA